UAUCUUUCAAGUUUUAGUGCAUUUUUUUGGAAUUUGGGAUGAUAAAAACACAGUAAAAUUGUGAUUUCUUGAUAAAAAUCUAAAAGAUUUAUCAAACUUCCAGAAUUUAUAAAUUGAAAGUGAUUCUUUACUCCAGGAAAUACUCGAAGAGAUAAUUUAAGAUGUCAGCAGGAAGACCUAUCAAGUGUGUUGUGGUGGGAGACGGUACCGUUGGCAAAACUUGUAUGUUAAUAUCGUAUACAACCGAUAGUUUUCCGGGAGAAUAUGUUCCAACUGUCUUUGACAAUUAUUCGGCUCCUAUGGUUGUGGACGGUGUGGCAGUGUCCCUAGGCCUCUGGGAUACUGCGGGACAAGAGGACUACGACAGACUGAGACCACUUAGUUACCCACAGACAGAUGUCUUCCUGAUAUGUUUUAGUGUAACAAGUCCAUCUUCUUAUGAGAAUGUCACAUCAAAAUGGUAUCCUGAAAUAAAACACCACUGUCCUGAUGCGCCAAUAAUUUUGGUUGGUACAAAAAUAGAUUUACGAGAUGAUCGUGAAACUCUCAGCUUGCUAUCUGAACAAGGAAUGUCUCCCUUAAAAAGAGAACAAGGACAGAAGUUAGCAAAUAAAAUACGAGCCGUAAAGUAUAUGGAGUGUUCUGCUUUGACACAGCGUGGGUUGAAACAGGUGUUUGAUGAAGCCGUUCGCGCCGUACUGAGACCGGAGCCGCAAAAGAGACAUCAGAGGAAAUGUUUGAUCAUGUAAAUAUAGCACAUACUGAGAAAAUGUGGCAAAAUAUUAAUUUAUUGUAUUGCAUUUAGAUGUAUGCAAGAAUCUCAGUGACAGUAAUAAUAUGUUUCUACGCCAAUUCUACUUUUGGAUGUCAUGACACAUUUUAUGUUGGGUAUUUUGGAGAUCAAUGCUGAACGUGUACAUUUCGAUCUUAUAACUAUAAUUAUAAGGUCUAAAAGGCACUAGGUUUAUUUGCGUCCGUACCUACUUUCAUAUUGUGCCAUAAUUUGCAAAUUGUGAUAAGUCUCGUGUUGAUCAAUAGCAUCACAAUAAAUAAUUUAUACUUUGCUACAUAAUACCUAUGUGUAAAAAAAUGUAACAAAAAUACCAAAGAUUUAUACAUAGUUUUAAGUUUUCAUUUAGUCCUCGUUAGGCUGAACAAAAUGGUUGGAAACAAAUUGUUACUGUUAGUCGCGUCUAGAUGAUAUUAUUUUUAUAAUAUUACGAACCUCAAUAACUCAAAGUUUUGGAAUAAAUAUUAUAAUGUAACGCGAACGUUAAGGACUGACGAUAGAUACUAGUGUUUAUGAACUAAUUUUUUUUUUCAAUUAUAUUUGUACUGAUAGGCAUUUACAAUGUAACAGCAUUUUAACAAUAUUAGAUCUAACGGAAAGAAUAAUCUGUGGACUGAAAUAUUAUUAAAGAUCAAACAAUUUUAGAUUUGAAAACAAAAUAUUAUGAUAGUAACUUAACAUUUAUAGCAGCUAUUAUCUUUUAGAAAAUGAAUACAUAUUUGAUAAGUAAAAAAAAUUUGAUCUUUAAAAAAAUAUCACACAUCCAAGUAUUUCCCAACUAUGUAAAUGUCUUGAGAACUUGAUUGUAUGUAGAUUUUUGAGUCAGAAAAGGAUGUAGUUAGUAAAGCCUCAAUAUUGGCAACUUGUAUAAUACAUUAACCUUCAUAUCCCCGGGGGGUAAAUAGUUGGUACAAAAUGGGUUGUAAGUUCUGAGAUCCAUCUUCUUAGCGACCUAGAAGCGCAACCAGCUUGUAAGAGCGCUUACAGACGAACGGCACGUGUCGGCGGCAGUCAACGG
Aricia agestis (brown argus) is the source of this 1808-nucleotide messenger RNA. RefSeq names its product ras-related C3 botulinum toxin substrate 1 (gene Mtl). Bases 162 to 749 code for a protein of 195 amino acids. Gene Ontology annotation, molecular function: GTPase activity; GTP binding. The transcript is spliced from 6 exons. Lineage: Eukaryota; Metazoa; Arthropoda; Insecta; Lepidoptera; Lycaenidae. The record is from RefSeq and is a predicted model, not a curated record. Gene Ontology annotation, biological process: small GTPase-mediated signal transduction.